Alligator sinensis (Chinese alligator) is the source of this 3476-nucleotide messenger RNA. RefSeq names its product acyl-CoA binding domain containing 3 (gene ACBD3). The coding region runs from base 16 to 1521 and encodes 501 amino acids. Gene Ontology annotation, cellular component: Golgi membrane. The transcript is spliced from 8 exons. NCBI's taxonomy places the organism in Eukaryota, Metazoa, Chordata, Crocodylia, Alligatoridae. Gene Ontology annotation, molecular function: fatty-acyl-CoA binding. The record is from RefSeq and is a predicted model, not a curated record.
GAUGGUCAGAGACACAUGCGGGAGGCUGGCAGGUGUCCGGCCCUCAGGAGAUCCAGUUCUGGUGGCCGCCUCCCUCGUCAUCAAAGAAAACGGCUUCCUGCAUUUGCAGCCCAGGCGGCUAUUGUCCUUGUUGUUGGAAAAUCCCCCUCGGGCUGGAGAAUUGAAGUUGUUCACUGCCACCUGUUGCUGAUGUGGGGUUGGGUGACGGAAAAAGAUGGCAAAGCCUUUCAUCCGACAUAUGAAGAAAAACUCAGACUUGUGGCCCUGCACAAACAAGUUCUGUUGGGACCUUACAAUCCUGAUGCUUGCCCUGAAGUUGGGUUCUUUGAUGUGCUGGGAAAUGAUAGAAGGAAAGAAUGGGUUGCCCUUGGAAAUAUGUCAAAACAAGAAGCCAUGGCAGAGUUUGUGAAGCUCUUAAAUAGAUGUUGUCAUCUGUUUUCAACAUACGUCACCUCCCAUAAGAUCGAGAAAGACGAGCAAGAAAGAAAAAGGAGAGAAGAGGAGGAACGAAGGCGCCGUGAAGAGGAAGAGCGAGAGCGCUUACAAAAGGAAGAAGAGAGACGCAGGAAAGAGGAGGAAGAAAGGUUGAGACAGGAAGAAGAGGAGCGGAGGCGGAUAGAGGAAGAGAGGCUCCGGAUGGAACAGCAGAAGCAACAGAUAAUGGCAGCGCUGAACUCCCAAACCGCUGUUCAGUUCCAGCAGUACGCAGCCCAGCAGUAUCCGGGCAACUACGAACAGCAGCAGAUCCUAAUUCGUCAGCUCCAAGAACAACACUAUCAACAGUACAUGCAGCAACUGUAUCAAGUCCAGCUUGCACAGCAGCAGGCAGCCUUGCAGAAACAGCAGGAGGCAGCAGUAGCUGCAGCAGCAACAGGGGCUUCUAUCAGUACCAUGUCAAAGGUGAAUGCAGCUGCCCCUGGGGAAGUCCCAUCUGUUAAUGGACAAGCCAAUGCACAUACGGACAGCCCUGAAAAAGAGCUCGAUGCAGAUGGUUUGGAAGAAGCACUGGAGAAUGGACCAAAAGAAUCUGUUCCAGUGAUAGCAGCUCCAUCCAUGUGGACGCGGCCCCAAAUAAAAGACUUCAAGGAGAAGAUCCGACAGGAUGCAGACUCUGUGAUCACUGUCGGGCGAGGAGAAGUGGUUACCGUUAGAGUCCCCACUCAUGAAGAGGGAUCAUAUCUCUUCUGGGAAUUUGCUACAGACAAUUAUGACAUUGGUUUUGGGGUAUAUUUUGAAUGGACAGACUCCCCUAACACUGCAGUCAGCGUGCAUGUCAGUGAAUCCAGUGACGAUGAGGAUGAAGAUGAAGAAAAUGCUAGCAAUGAAGAAAAAGCCAAAAAGAACGCCAACAAGCCUCAACUAGAUGAAAUUGUGCCUGUGUACAGACGAGACUGUCAUGAAGAAGUCUAUGCUGGCAGCCACCAGUACCCAGGGAGAGGAGUCUAUCUCCUUAAAUUUGACAACUCCUAUUCAUUAUGGAGGUCAAAAACAGUUUACUACAGAGUCUAUUACACUAGAUAAAGAUGUUGCAGUGUCAGAGGCUGGGGCUGUGCAGAAGAUGUCAUUUUAUUUGGAAUUUUCUUCAGUCGGAUCUUUUGAGUCUGUUUUUACCCCAACUGUAUCUAUACGGUUUAUGUGAACUUUAAACAUUAGAAGCUGGGAUCUUCCUGUUGCAUGACACUAAUGCAUAUUGCAUUAGGGCUUAACAUAGGAUGACCCAGCCCUUUCUGGCAUCGAGGGGUUAAUCAUUGAAAAUGUUGGUUCCAGUGCUCAGAUAGGCCCCACACACUGCAUUGGUAAAACCUCUCAACUGUUACAUACACGUGCAUUUGGGUGGUGGCUGGUAUGGUGGUACCUAGUCUGUUUGCUUUGGAUAACUUAAUUCUUUUUGAGGGUCCCAUCAUUUAAUAGGCAGGAUCAAAAAAAAAAAAAAAAGCAAGUUGCAUUGUAGCAAGUCUCAAAACUGUAUUUGAAUGUCAGAAUUUUACACCAUUAAACUUGAAACCUUAGUGGAUGCAGUUUAGAAACAGUUGUCUUGCUUCUGUCUUCAUGCAAGAGGUAACUUAUGGUCAAUCGCUUAAAAGAAUGUAGUGAAUAAAGUAAAAAUGAACAGCAGUUGUCUCCAGUGGGGCUGCAUAGCCCAAAUCAAUAAGAUGGUGAAGUCAUGUUUUUCUGGGAAGCCUCUUGCCUGUCUUCUGAUCUUGAAGACUUAAUCCGGACAGUGGUCAGCAAUGAGAUGUGUAACUCUCUAGGGACAAAUAGAAAUUUUCUUCCUUCUCUACCCAUGGUUAAAUCUGGGUCUCACUUCUCGAUUGGAUUCUGGUUUGGAACCAACCUAGUUCCUGCCUCGUUUUCUGUUGUGGUUCUGUUAAGCAGACUUCACAUUGAAACCAGUUUUCUGCACAACUUAUAAGUCCUGCUUUGUGGGGGGAGGGGUUUGAUUUUUUUUUUUUUUUUUAAACCUAAAUUGCAUUAGCAAACUGUAUGGAUUAAUGUUGCACUAAUUACGGAAAUCACUGCCAGGAACAACCUGCUUUCAUUUUAAUCUGGUAGUAUUUGUGUGCAAACUCUCUGCUUCAAUUCUCAUAUGUAAUUAUGUUUUGCAGGGGAAUGCACCUGCAGAUAGUAAAUAUGGUAGCUUUAAUCUGCAUAACGUUUUAGGUACCACUGAAGGUUCUUCAUAGAUUUUGCUUAGAAAAAUGCAGAUGGCUAUCUGGUGUGUAUUUGCAGUAACAAUCCAUUUUUUGUAUGGAGCCCUGUUUCCAAAGGGUGAGGUAGAGUAGAGAUAGUGCAACACUGACUUGUGUAAGUGCAUUCUGUAGGUGUAAUGCACUCUGUUACUGAAUAUUGUUUUGAUUAAUUUUGGAUCUUUUGAAUCACUUCUAGCAGUAGGAUUUCCAUCAAUUAGCUGCAGCUUGUACAGUUUCAUAGCCAUGGGAAUGUUGGCAUUUGGUGGGGGAGUUUUUGUACAUACCCAUUCCUUUUACUUUCUCAUACCAACUAUGGAGAAACUUAUCCUAAAGUACUCUGUCUUGCAUUUGGUUCAGCAACACCAUACCAGCUAAUAGCUAGUUAGUGCUGCUCUAUCCAAAAGACCUGUAAAAUGUUCUGCUCAUGUACAUACAGUAUAUAAACCAUGGAGUUAGAAAGUACCUUGCUUUUAAGAAAAACUGUAUUUAAAAUGUAAACAAGACUUUUAAAAGGCAGGCACUAAUAUAUUUCUUCCAGUCCUCGAUUUAGAUUAUUUUGUCCAUACAAAAAAAAAUGUUAAGAUGACUUUUGUCUAAAAAUAAUUGUUCUUGGGAGCGGUGUUUGUCGCUUUAAAUGGCAGCAAUUACUGUCGCGUGUUGGAUGUUAGAACUUUUCAGUUUCCAAACUUUUUUUAUUGCCUCUGGCUGUUGAUUAGUACAGUACAAGUGCGAUUUCAAAAUACCUUGGAAUAAUAUAUUUAAUCUUAAUUAAAAUACAUUUAUCUG